GUUCAGUAUGUUAAGCCAAGCUAAGCCAAGGUUGGAGCCGCUUCAGUGUUUCUUCAACAGCAAAAUACGAAUACCGAAUCAACCGAAUACCAUGUUGAGAACUUCCAUUAUGGACCAAUGUGAACGCCAACUUCCAACCUGAGGUCUUGAAUCCACAGAGCUUGAGCCGUGGAGCUCCAUGAGAUACUCCUUGACAGCUCCGUAGGAUUAUCGUAGUUGAGCCUGCUCGAAGGGAAACCUCAAGGGAAACCCAUCUACUCAAGGGAGGCCUGUCUUUUAGGUGUUCCGCAUGGUUUCGUGCCAACCUGUAACAGUCCAAAGGGAAAUUUGCGACAUAAUAUGAUGGCCAAGUCUUUGAUCACGCUAAAGAACUUUUUUAUAUAUAAUCCAACCUACGGAAUUAAAGAAGACGAGGAACAGAAGAAGCUCCUUUACUACCACCCUGAAAGUACAAGUGAGGAUAUUAAACUACGCAGCAUUGGAUUAUGCGAGGCAUUGGUCAGUUUUACGGGAACUUUCCAGCCUAGUGAGCCUUGCCAAGUGUUGCAUACCCAAAAGACGAGGCAGUUAUUUCUACAGCCAGAGAAAGACUUCUGGAUGAUCAUGACUGUGGGGCUGCCAUCACAACAGAAGUACCGCAAUGGACAGCUCUUUGUGGAGCACCUUUCCGAACAAGUGCAGGAUCACGUCUACAGGGCUGUCCUUCUUUCUGCAUACAGGAUGUUCAAGCUGUUCGUGGGAACGUUUUCGGAUCUGGUGUCACGUGGUGGUGUUGAUCAACUCAAGGCUCAGCUGAAGCAUUUUUUUGACAAGCACGUGGCAUCCAUUGGACUGCAGCAUGUGGACCUUCUAGAUGUCUUGAACGGCAUGCAGUUCCUUCCCUUGGACAGGCACGCUUUUCUGAAAGUGCAGUGCUUCAUUAACAUGCUCCAGUUCACAUUCAGGCAGAUCAGAUAUACUGUGUUCCUGUGCAAUGACCAGGUAGUAUGGAGUGGCUUGGAACGAGAUGACGUCCAAGUGUUGCAUCACUACCUAAAGCAGAAUAUCUUGCAAAGUGCUGUUGAGUCUGAGCUUCUGCCAGGAUAUACAGGAUCUUCUAAACAUUCACGAUUCUUAUGUGGAUCAAUAAAUGAUGGCACCUCCCCGUUGCGGAUACCUAAAGUUUGCUUAACAGGUGGGGAAGAAUGUUACCUCCUCAUCUUUAGGGCAUACAAUGCUACCCUCUGCAUCUUACUCAGCACGGCAAUUGCUACUGAAACAACAUUCCUGAAAGAACUGGAAGCCUUCCUGGCUGACAAGCUGAGUGCACUGGCCAGUGAGAUCAACAAGAACUAUACUAAGCUUGCCAACAUGACCACAGGAGAUGUGCAGUGCAAAUACCUCUACUUCAACCAUCUCAACCUGGCACACAAGUCUAGCAUCCACGUAGAUCGUCGAGUGCCCUGUGAAGUUGUUCGCUUUCUUGCUGACCUUCACCAGGACCUUAAACUGGUAAAGGAAUCUGGAGAAAUCAUGGCCAAGACGACAAGUGAAUGGUGGGUAGUGGGCAAGUCUUCAGGUCAGCGGGAGCUGUACGUCGUCCUGAAUCAGAAGAGUGCCAACAUCAUACAAGUAAGAGAAGAAGUUAAGAAGCUCUGCAGCGCACAGUUCAAUAAUAUAUUCUUUCUCGACUAGAAAUAAAUUUGAUGUAGAAACGUUCGAAAUUGCAUUUUUACCGCAGCCAUAGAAUUGCAGCCCACAGGGUGAUUGUGUACACUUUGUACAAAACGUAAGCUGAAGAAGCACACAGCAAGGGGUGAAUGCUAUUUCAUAGUGAACACUUGUAAACUUGUAGCUAUCCUCUUUGAGGAUUUGCCCUCAAUAAACAUUUACGCUCUGUUUCCGAUUUAACGCUU
Ornithodoros turicata is the source of this 1895-nucleotide messenger RNA. RefSeq names its product vacuolar fusion protein CCZ1 homolog (gene Ccz1). The transcript is spliced from 13 exons. The record is from RefSeq and is a predicted model, not a curated record. Lineage: Eukaryota; Metazoa; Arthropoda; Arachnida; Ixodida; Argasidae. Gene Ontology annotation, biological process: vesicle-mediated transport. Bases 340 to 1674 code for a protein of 444 amino acids. Gene Ontology annotation, cellular component: intracellular membrane-bounded organelle; Mon1-Ccz1 complex.